ACCGCGACAAAUCACAGGCCUCACCCACCACACGUCCACACCACAGCUCUGACGGCGGCGACCUAGGCGAGAACACGAAUCGCGAUGGCGACGGCGCUCAACCGCGGCCUCCGCUCCGGGAUCCGCCUCCUCGCCGCCGGCGCCGAGGCAUCCAAGCCAGCUUCUCGUGGAUUCCAUGCCACUGGUGUGAAGAGGAUGGGAGGGCAUGGCCAUGAUGAGCCAUACUACCUCCAUGCCAAGCACAUGUACAACUUGCACAGGAUGAAGCAUCAGGGGCUGAAGGCAACUCUUUCGGUGCUGGGAGUAGUUGGCAUCGGUGUUGGAGUCCCCAUAUAUGCAGUCAUUUUUCAGCAGAAGAAAACCGCCUCAGCUUGAGCUUUCAUGCUUUCAAGGCCUACAUAUUGGAGACUUAUUUUCAACAGUAUGUUGUGAAGUUAAAAGUUUGGACUUCAUUCUACCUUGGUUGUUGCUUGUUACCCGCAUUUGCUUACCAGAAGUUGUAACGUCGUUUCUUGCCAUUUGGUGUAGGACACAACUUUCUGUUAAUAAUAUUGUGGCUUGAACUUUCCAGGCUGUGGAGAAACCCCGCAGUGAGAUCA
Messenger RNA from Phragmites australis (common reed), 599 nucleotides. RefSeq lists its product as uncharacterized. The record is from RefSeq and is a predicted model, not a curated record. The transcript has 2 exons. The coding region runs from base 85 to 375 and encodes 96 amino acids. Lineage: Eukaryota; Viridiplantae; Streptophyta; Magnoliopsida; Poales; Poaceae.